Molecule: messenger RNA, 1259 nt
Organism: Postia placenta MAD-698-R-SB12
Lineage: Eukaryota; Fungi; Basidiomycota; Agaricomycetes; Polyporales; Adustoporiaceae
Exons: 8
Coding region: 1-969 (322 amino acids)
Biological process (GO): intracellular protein transport; exocytosis; vesicle fusion
Cellular component (GO): plasma membrane; SNARE complex; endomembrane system
Molecular function (GO): SNARE binding; SNAP receptor activity
Source: RefSeq, a predicted model, not a curated record
AUGGCCAGAGACAGACUUGCAGCAAUGAGGGUGAGGAGAACUCACUCAGUUGAAUAUGUCGACUCCUACCCCAUGCAGUCCCAGAGGACGAACCCAUAUGCGCAACAGGACGUCAGCUCCGACAGCUUUGAUUCAGUGACGAAGGAGAGCACCACGGGUCUCAAUGCUCCCGCCAUGGACAGCAUGUCCGCGUUCUACAGCGAAAUCUCUUCUAUCCAAGACGACCUGCGAACAUUCAACGACAAUGUCUCCCGCAUCUCCGACCUCCACUCACGGUCACUAGAUAAUACGGACGAUGCCGCCACGCAACGCGUCACCCAGCAGCUUGACGAGCUUGUUGCAGACACCAGCGCCCUGAGCAAUAUGCUGAAGAGGCGGAUCAAGGCAUUGGAGAAACAGGCAGGGUCAGGGAGAGAUGGUCAGAUUCGCAAGCAGCAGACGGGUUUGGUGAAGCAGAAGUUCGUGGAAGCAAUCCAAAACUACCAGAGCGUGGAGCAACAAUACCGGACGAAGUAUAAGCAACGCCUGGAACGUCAAUUCAAGAUCGUGAAACCUGAUGCGUCGCCGGAAGAGGUCAAGGCCGUCGUCAAUGAUGAUCAGGGUGGACAGAUCUUCAGCCAGGCUCUUAUGAGCUCCAACCGGUAUGGUGAAGCGCGCUCAGCAUACCGUGAAGUCCAGGAGCGGCACGAGGACAUCAAACGUAUUGAAAAGACGAUCUCUGAACUUGCUCAAUUGUUCAAUGAUAUGAGUGUCCUCGUCGAGCAACAAGAUGAGCAAAUUAAUGUUAUCGAGACAACUGCCGGAGAAGUUGAGAAGGAUACUGAGGCAGGUCUGCAAUACACGGAGAAGGCUGUCGUGUCUGCUCGUGCAGCAAGGAACAAACGAUGGAUCUGCUUUGUUAUCUUCCUCAUCAUCAUUGCUAUUGUCGCCAUUAUCAUUGCGGUGGAGGUCACGAAGAACAAGAACUAGAACAUCGUGGCCGCCUUUUUGUAUCAUACGCCUCUCAUCUGGUUCACGGACUGGACAAUCUCCUGGUAUUGCUUAUUUUUUGUUCCUCUGGGAUUACAUACAGUACACGGGCUGCACGCCGCAUGUCUCACAUACUCAGCGGCGUCUUCGCUUCUGUACUCGUUGCCUCCAUGCAGACUCGCUAUUUAGUCGUCGGUACCGCUCCCUUUAGUUGCGCCAAGCGUUGCGCCCCUGUACAGUACGGACACUUGCCCCAUGGCAGCAGCUGAUGGUGAUACCCUUCCCUCUUC